AUGGGUAUGUGUGAUAACAAAACCAACCUCCUACUAAUGGUAGUGAACGGAGUGACGGUGUUAGUGGGAAUACUGGUCACUAUUUGUGGGGUCCUGGGGAUCCUCAACCAGGCUACUAUCCAGGAGUACAGCGGCGGGUACAACAUAGAACUGGUGAUGUACGGAGUAGUAAUUACAGGAGUUAUUAUUCUACUAGUAGGCGCUGUCGGCUGGUACGCUGGUCUAACAAGUAGCAUCAAGGUGUGCAGGAUAUAUUGUGCCCUCAUCCUCAUUAUUAUUCUGCUCCAGGCUGCCUUCGCUGUCGUUGAGUACCUACAAAAGGGAGAUGUGGUAGAGGAAGUGGAAAGUUACAUGAACCAGACCUUCAACGGGACUGCUUACAAUGACAUGACAAACGCCACUCAGCAGAUAGUUGACCUUAUUCAAGAGAAAUUGGAGUGCUGCGGGUUGGAAAAUUCGACUGACUGGAAGGGAGAUCUGCCAGCCUCUUGCUGCUCCAGUGACCCUAACUCUAACUCUACCGAAGUGCUUGUUAAGUGUACCACUGAAACCGCCUACGCAGCUGGGUGCAGGGACGAAGCACUAGCCUUCGCUGAUAAAGCUGUCAUGUUCACAUUUUAUAUCCUCUGCAUAGGAUUCUUCUUGGAGAUCAUGUGUAUAUUUGCUGCAUGCUGGGUAGCCAGGGAGGCUAAAAGGUACUCCAAACUUAGUAGCCAGUAA
This is a messenger RNA of Bolinopsis microptera, 720 nucleotides long. Its product is annotated as 23 kDa integral membrane protein-like. NCBI's taxonomy places the organism in Eukaryota, Metazoa, Ctenophora, Tentaculata, Lobata, Bolinopsidae. The record is from RefSeq and is a predicted model, not a curated record. The transcript has 4 exons. The coding region runs from base 1 to 720 and encodes 239 amino acids. Gene Ontology annotation, cellular component: membrane.